This is a messenger RNA of Juglans microcarpa x Juglans regia, 1801 nucleotides long. RefSeq names its product ACT domain-containing protein ACR10. The record is from RefSeq and is a predicted model, not a curated record. The coding region runs from base 292 to 1530 and encodes 412 amino acids. The transcript is spliced from 6 exons. Lineage: Eukaryota; Viridiplantae; Streptophyta; Magnoliopsida; Fagales; Juglandaceae.
CCUCCUACGGAAAAGUGGAGAGAGAGAGAGAGAGAGAGAGGGUGGGAGAGAAUUGGACAAGCAAACAACAAGAUCCAGUGAAGGGAAAGCAACAACGAGAAGUGAGAGAAGACUUGUCUCUCAGGCUCUAUGCUUCUCUGAUAUUUCUACAUCUCAACCCUGCUGUUUCAAGGUUUCUCUCUUCUGAGAGCUACUUGGAAAACAAAGAAUAUCAGUCCCACAACAAAAAUAAAGUGGAAAUAAAGAAGAGCUCAGCGCUAUUUAAACAUUGAAAAUCAAGAAGACCAUAAUAUGGGUAUACUGCACGACGACGUAGUCGUAAUCGGCCCUGUAGGGAGAGAAGGGGAGCCAAGGGUGAUUACAGUGAAUUGCCCUGACAAGACUGGACUGGGUUGCGACUUGUGCCGUAUCAUUCUCUUCUUUGGUUUGAGCAUUGUCAGAGGAGAUGUAUCCACGGACGGGAAGUGGUGCUACUUAGUGUUCUGGGUAGUAGGAAACUCGACGACGAGGUGGAGUUUGUUGAAGAAGAGGCUUGUGGCGGCCUGCCCUUCUUUUUCUUCAGCUUCUGGGAUUUCCUACUACUGCUCCGAAUCGCAGCCGCCGAAACCUCCCGAUGUGUUCCUCUUGAAGUUCUGUUGUUAUGAUCGAAGAGGGCUUUUACAUGAUGUUACGGGGGUUCUAUGCGAGCUCGAGCUAAUUAUAAAGAAAGUGAAGGUGUCCACCACCCCAGAUGGAAAAGUGAUGGACCUGUUUUUCAUCACAGAUACAAGGGAGCUUCUACAUACGAAGAAGAGGCAGGAUGAAACUCGUGUCUGCUUAAAUGAUGUUCUUGGGGAUGUCAUUAUAAGUUGUGAUAUUGAAAUCGUCGGCCCUGGAAUUACUGCAUGUUCACAGACAUCUUCAUUUCUUCCAUCUGCAAUCACAGAAGAUAUGUUUGACUUGGAAGUUCCCACCAAACUCCCUACUGGAAUUCUAACCUCCCACAGUGUUUCUGUCACAAUGGACAACUCACUGAGUCCUGCUCACACUCUCGUUCAAAUCGUUUGCCAAGAUCACAAAGGUCUUCUUUAUGACAUAAUGAGAACUCUGAAGGAUUACAAUAUUCAGAUUUCUUAUGGACGCUUCUCUAUAAGACAGAGAAGAAAUUGUGAGAUUGACUUAUUCAUCAUGCAAGCGGAUGGGAAGAAGAUAGUUGACCCUAGCAAGAAGAAUGCAUUGUCUUCUCGUCUUAGGAUGGAACUCCUUCGUCCUCUUAAAGUAGCCGUUGUCAGCCGGGGUCCUGAUGUGGAGCUGCUAGUUGCAAACCCUGUAGAAAUAUCUGGCAAGGGUCGCCCUCUUGUUUUCUAUGACAUCACCCUUGCUCUCAAGAUGCUAAAUACUUGCAUCUUUUCGGCUGAAGUUGGGAGGCACAUGAUUGGAGAUCGGGAAUAUGAAGUUUACAGAGUCUUGCUUGAUGAAGGGGAUGUCUUGCCUGUUCCUCGGAACAAGAUUGAGGAAGGGGUUUGGAAGAUGUUGAUGGGUUGGGAGUAAUAUUAACAGAUGCAGAUACCCUUCUCCUUUCAAAAUUGCCACGGGCUUCCUGUACAGUUCACUUCUCCCCUGUUACCAUGUCCAUCAGAUCAUAUAGGGUAUAUAUUAGUAAACUGCGAGUCUUUCUACAUCCUGCUUUAUUACUACUGUUAAAAGUAGAAAGAUGAGAGUCCGUACUGAAGAGAUAAACAAGAGAAAAGUUCUCGUGGCAUUGUAUACUUCUCAAUAUGAAUGUAAAGUGGUAGAUAUGGUGCUAUUUCAUACAUGUUCU